AUGGGAUCAACUUUUUAUGGAGAUCAGUGGACGCCAGCGAGACCGGGAUGGCUAUUUGUGCUCAUUUUCUUUCAGAAAACUCCUCCUCGCAUUCAUGGCAAAAUCCAAGCUACCAUCAUUAAAAUCACAAAUAACAAUACAACAGAUGGAAGUAAACGCCCUCAAUAUGGGAGUUCCGUCGGUGCUAAAAACGUCACCAAAAAAUCUUAG
Molecule: messenger RNA, 210 nt
Organism: Necator americanus (New World hookworm)
Lineage: Eukaryota; Metazoa; Nematoda; Chromadorea; Rhabditida; Ancylostomatidae
Exons: 2
Coding region: 1-210 (69 amino acids)
Source: RefSeq, a predicted model, not a curated record